CCCCUUCACUUUGGAAUGGACCAGCUCUUCUUCUGUUCUCCCGUGGCCAUCCAACAGCCAGCUAGGAGCUUUAUCUAACAUUCUUUUCACAUCUGCCUCUUGUUUUCAGACCCCCACCGCAUUUAAAUUUCAAACUGUCCCACUUCCCUCCCAUCUAAUAACCCGCUUCCUCCCAGUCACUAAGCCCUUUAUUUCUCUUUUCUUAAGAGGGCCCAACUGCUUCUUAAUUUUGCAUUUUUGACACUCAGUUGUUGACUAUAAAGCAUUCUGUUGUAUAGUGAGUAUAUGGCAUGCACAUAUGUUUAAUGCCCUUGGGCCCACGCCCCUGUGGCUUCUCCAUUUCUCCGGGUACUUAAACAUCUGUCUGCAGUGGCUUCAUUUUUAGCUAGCAGUGUGAUGUCUGCCAACAUUUUAGCAAUCUGUGCUUAAAAAUCACAGAACAUCAGCCUGGUCAUGUGCUCAAAGAAUUAGAUGCUCUCCCAUCUCUCAGUCUGCACAUAACCAACUCACACGCCAUUACAAAGACUCAAACUUGUUCUGUGAUUGCACCUAAGUCGAGGGAUGUGAGAGAAAACAGUCAAGGUGGGAUUGUCGGCAGUUUCUGUUCUAAAGGCAGAGAGACGAGAAAGAAACCCCCAGCUGUGAGGGGAGACCUCUGCUCGUUUAAUGAGAACGCCAGUCAGACAGUUUCCCUACAGCCUUCCCCUUUGGUGCCUCAGCGUGUUAAACACUCACAGCAUGAUGCAAAAUAUAUUAAAGUAUAGGACUGUUAUCAUCGAUUUGCGGAACACCCACCCGCCCCGUACUAGGAAUCUACAUCCUGCAUGUUUCUCCUAGCAGGGGGUCCGCACAGCCUUGAAGACAAAACUUUCAAAGGCAUCAUGUCUUUUGUCUUCACACACUGACACACGAGGCCUGCUGAUCGCGCUGCCUCCAUUUCACUCCACACAGGGAUGAAAAGGAAAAAGAGGAGAGUCAUACUGACUCUGGUUUUCUAUCAGGUUUUUAUUUAAACGUGCACACCUUUCGCUACUAAAGCAAAUGUAUUAUCUGCCUUUUGUACAUUUUUGUUUUUGUAUUAUUAAACAAAACACAGAUUUUACUUUGCUUAAGUAGUAUCAUUGAUAAUCCAUGCAAACAGAUUCAGGCCACAUAGCAAUCACAACAAUAACCAAGUCAAAGUUUGCUUCAAGGCGGCGAGAAAUGACCUUUCACCAGUCUGUUGAAUUGCACUUGGCACACAUACAUCUGAUUGUAUCUGUGCUUUAAUCUUUGUACGCACAGGGGAGGUCCCAGAGUGGACCAGAUGCAAAUUGGGACAAUGUCUGAUUGAAAGGAAGUUAUUCCAAAGAACGAUUGUGAAAAAGAUGUAUUUUCACAAUGAAAACUUAAAGGAUUAAAAUCAGAUAUGAUUGAUUUAAAAACAAAAUUAUUAUCCUAUUAUGAUAUCCUAUUAUAUAAUUUUUUAUUGAUUGCAUAUUUCAGUUUGAAUACAUUUGCUGAGUAUAUCAUUUUGUGCAGGGUAGUAUGAAAUAAAUUAUUAUAUAUUUGAAAAUAUCUUCAUACAAGCUUAACUAGACUUUGUGUGUUUGUGGAAUAAACUUCCUCUAUAUAUUCUCCUUACUCAGAGAUGUGAGCUUGAAGUACCACCGAGUAGUUUCCUGCACCUUUGCCCUACUGAUUGAAAGAGGAAUUACAACUACCAUAUACAACCCUGCAGCAGCCUGCUGUGGCUAGCGCUACCAAUGAGCUAACACUUAACAUGAGCCAAGUCUUACUAAAUAAGCCACAAAUCAAAAUAUUCUCACUGUUGGACAAACAAUAUUAUUACUUGCAAGUCUAGUAGCAACAAAGCCAGGUCACCAUCAUUCUGUGAUUUUGUAGCAUUUUUAAGCUCCCUCAUACGAGUGUAGGCUGCGCCGAUGGUCACUAUGGUUUUAGCUCAUUGCUUCACCUCCUUAGAUAUUAAUCUCUAACUUUUACUCUAGGCUCUGCCAUGAUACCAACAGGAAAAGCCAACUUCUUCUUCUUCUGCUUAGUAUUGACAAUCGGCAACCUGAAAAAUAUAACUGCUAGCAUAACAGCUAACAGACAAGUCAAGUCACCUUUCAGGUUGCAUGGCGGUACAGUUGUUAGCAAUGUUGCCUCACAGCAAGAAAGUUGCAUGGUUGAAAAUCAACGGCGGCCUUUCUGUGUGGAGUUGCGUGUUCUCCCCAUGCAUGCGUGGGUUUCCUCCAGGUUCUCCGGUUUCCCCCACAUAUCACAACAUGCCCUAUAGGUUAAAAGUUGUACGUCGCUUUGGAUAAAAGUGUCUGCCAAAUAAACAUAAACAUACACUUUUAUUUAUAACAAACUUUUACACGCCCGAUUGGUAGAUCGAAAUGCCUCACUGUACAAAAAUCCCAUACACAACAGUAGUGCUAAAAUUAAGUAAACCACAAUAGAAUAAGAUUAAAAAACCCAUUACAGCCAUAAAGCAAGAAAAGAGCUCCCCUUUUAGAGUACCCACUCCACAAACGUGUUCAGCGUAUCUGGCCAGUAGAGGACUUCUACAUGGUGUCAAACAUGAAACCUGUCAAGUUUCUAACUCAACAAUCACUGAGAUCAAGGUUAAAGGGAUACUGUGCAACUUUUUCAUGUUUUUAAAUCAUUUCCUUGGGCCAGUUUUUACUAAAACGACCCUUUAUAGGGUUAAUGAAAUGUUGCUUAUGCCUCCACCGCCCUGCGUAGCCAGAAUAUUGCACUUGCAACUUCAGAGUGCCUGUCCGGUCUCUAUUGGACUUCGUAAAGUGGAGCUGGCAUGCUAGAGCUGGAGUCUGCUUCCAACACUUUUCCUGCAUGUUUUAGAUCCUGCACACAGGUGACUUGUUUGAUUUAAUGAUGAAUCACUCCUGAAGACACUAAGGAAGGCCGAGGAGACAUUUCAGCUAGUAGAUUAAGGUGUAAAAAGACAAAUGCACAGGGAGGAGAUAUGUUUCACUUUUGGUUUGACUAACAGAACACUAGGGGGUGCUGAAAGCAAGCCAGAACUGCCUAAUAUCCAUUUAAAGCUCUAGCUAAAAAAACAAUUUAGUGUUACUUUAAGGUAGGGCUGCACGAUAUUAGGAAAACCUGCGAUAUUCGAUAACAGUGCUUAAUAUUGCGAUAUCGAUAUUACUCACGAUAAAUGAACAAAUACUAAAGUAUGCAGUGUUGAUGUCGUCAGGCGUGUGACGUCUGCUCUGGGUUCAAAGCAAACAAAAACUAAUGCAUGAAUUCCAUUACAACUUAACAUUUUUAUUGCAAAAAUAUGCAGCUGCACCUGCUACUGUAUUAGCAGCAAAACAACAAACUGCAUGCAUGCAGUUUCUCAGUGACUUUAAAACAUUACCUCCACCAUAAAACUUUUUCUGAUGCUCCAAAUACAGAAAAGCAUCCCUUACCAGGUUUUUUGAAUAAAUAAAUAAAUAAAUAAACAGAAAAUAAGUUUAAAUGUUAAAUAAUAGUUAACAUCACUUAGGCCCUGUCCACACGUAGCCGGGGAUCUGCCAAAACGUAGAUAUUUUUCUACGUUUUGGCCUGUCAUCCACACGAAAACGGAGUUUUUUCACACGAAAACGGAUCUUUUUAAAAACUCCGGCCAAAGUGAAGAUCUGCGUUUUCUCCGUUUUGGGUGUCUGCGUGUGGACGGACAUAACCGGAGUUUUAAGGUCCGCAACGUCACUUUCCGCGACAAAAAGUGCUGACAUCACGUGUGCGACCUGUGUUUACACUAGCCGGCAUCAUGGAAGCCCUCAGAGCUGCGCUCUGUCACUACCCGAUCCAUCAAUUGUCCAAGCGCUUUCUGCUUGUUUGUUUUUGCAAGCGGAAUUACUGCUCCUUGCGGAAGACCACAGACGAAGGACGAGGUUAAGAACGGGGAAAGUACUGCCGCCUACAGGUCUGGCAUGUCCUUAACAACGUAUUUAUCCGGAUACAUGUGGACAGAGUUUGUUUUUAAAACGCGGUGGUGUGGAUGCAAGUUUUUGGAGGGGCGGAUAUUCGUUUUUAAAAAACCCCGGCCACGUGUGGACUAGGCCUUAAAUGCAACAGCAAAUUCUCUCAUUGCUACUGAGCACUUUCUCCACUUAUGUGGUUAUGAUAGAAGGCUGUUGCUGUAAUUGGGAAGUGAACUGUGCUGGGCUGUAAUUGGGAAGUGAACUGUGCUGGGCCAAACUAGGAGAAUAUUAAGAUUUUUUGAGGGAAAGAGAAAAACAAUUGUCUACCUUUCAGAAGAGGAAUUGGCAAAAAAAAAAACUACAUGGAAAAUAUGUGAAAAUGUUUCUUUUUAACCCCAAAUUGAACAAGUUUACCUAGAUCUUAAUAAGCAGCUCAGAUGAUGAACUGCAACUAUGAUUCUGAUAACAAGCUAACAAAUUGAACUAGCUCCUCUAAGAUAACCGGCUAGCAGAGCUUCUGACUGACAGUUUAUGUGCAGCAGCAAAUCAACUAUCCUGAUUAACAAGGUUAUAAAAGCUCAUAAAUGAAAAAUCACUUUGAUGUGUGGGGGAACUUUUCCAGGCCCCUUUUUAGCAGGGUGGGACUGGGAGGAGAGUGCUGUAGCCUUUUAGCUGGAAGCUAACCGGAGUCCUGGACUAACAUCACCACCCGGUGGAACACUAGCGACAUGAAGGUGGGUUGGUUCACAGGCACGUGUCGGAGUCAGCCCGGUUAUUAUCAGCUGCUUAACGACACCGAGCGGACUCACGUUCAUGUUUGAAAACAGCGCUGAUUCCAGAAACCUCAGCACAAAGUGGGUUCUUUAAUCUGAGCCAGCAUGACGAACAAGGGAGGCGAGCUGCAGCGGAAAGCGGGGGCGGAGCCGAGCGGAGAUAGUGGAAUUUUGGGGUAACGGUCUACGUAGGGGGCGGGCGUAUUACGUGAACGGACUCAUCUGAUUGGCCGCAUAUCAGAAGGGCUACAUUUGAUUGGUCAAAUAAUACUUCCGCGUAAAAAACAGAGCUGGUUUACAAAAAGUUGAUGUAUGACACGGAUGGAAAUGUUUGAACCAAGCAUUUAUCGCCGUUUUUGACGUGCUUUGCGAUGGGCCUAUCGCACGUCCUGUUAUCGCGAUGACGAUAAUUUUUCGAUAUAUUGUGCAGCCCUACUUUAAGGUCUCACCAUAAUGCGUGGCUUUUAAAUGUUAGCAGUUGCCGGCUUCCAGUAAAAUGUAAUUGGUGCCACAUGAUGCACUGCUAAAAAGCAAGUGAGAAAGGGAAUUCAGUAUGUUUGGUCUCUGUGGUCAACUUUCAUUCGUCAAGCUUCAUGACUGCACAUUAUUCCACUGAAACUAAAUACACUGUGGCCGUCUGUGUGUGUUCUGCUCCUGUUAACCUCUUUUAAUGGCUCUAAAAUUAGAGGUCUCAGGUGAGGAGCAAUGUCAUACCAGAUGAGCUGAUUAUGGCAGGUUUAAUUAUAACUUUGUCGGCUAAUGUGCGCGCACCGCGUGUUUUCUCGGUGAUGAAUUAUUACACUGUCUGAGAUCUCAGACAAAAUAGAUCAAAGAUCCUUCAGGCAGUUGUUAUCCUCCAGCAUAGAGGAGACAGCUGAAGCUGAUUUGCUCGGUUCUGACGGCACAUAACAACAGAAUUCUCCACCGCUGCCUCAGCUGAGUUUUCUUGUUAGCCACUAUAUGAUGGAUAACAUUCAGUCCCUUGAAUCUUAAAUAACAAUUGCAGGCUCCAGAGUGAACAAAAAAAAAAAAAAAAAAAAAAAAAACGUGUUUUUGAAUGUGCUAAAAAAGAAAAAAGAAAACAGUUUCUAAUGGGGUCCUGUGUGCCUUGUUGCCUGAGUGAUGCCUUAUCCCAUGGUGAGUGUGCUAAUGGUUCAUGGGAGUAAGAGGACUGAGCUUAACCCAGCAGUGUAAACACACAGACAAAAGGGAGCUGUUAGCAGUGUGAAACACAUGCCUGGGCGUGCAGGUAGGCAUUAGGUUUCACCAUACACAGCUCCAGCGCGGGAUCCAUGACGGGGAGGAGGCCAUUUGCUUUUGUAGCCAAGGAAAGGAAAACAAACUUUCAGACUUGUACAACAGAGACAGGUGAGAAGAUCAAUGAUGAGCCUGUCUGAGAGCAGUUGGCCUGGACUUUUCUAAUCAGAACCUGUUUGUCACAACACUAACCUGCCACUCAUCAUCAGUCCCCCAGCACCAUGGCAUGCUCCCUGUGGAAACUACAGACAUUUUGCUGGUUUCUCAUCACUCUAACCUGCGUACACUCCACUGAGGGGUUCAGUCGAGCCGCCCUGCCGUUUGGCUUAGUGCGGCGAGAGCUGUCUUGCGAGGGCUACCCCAUUGAUCUUCGGUGUCCAGGAAGUGAUGUCAUCAUGAUCGAAAGUGCAAAUUACGGCCGAACAGAUGACAAGAUUUGCGAUGCAGACCCCUUCCAGAUGGAGAACAUAAACUGCUAUCUUCCAGAUGCCUACAAGAUCAUGUCACAAAGAUGCAACAACCGGACCCAGUGCAUUGUGAUCACAGGUUCAGAUGUCUUCCCUGACCCCUGCCCAGGGACCUACAAGUACCUGGAGGUCCAGUAUGAGUGUGUGCCCUACAUUUUUCUUUGUCCUGGGACUCUGAAAGCUGUCGGUGAGCCCUCCUUUCUAUUUGAAGCGGAGCAACAAGCCGGCGCCUGGUGCAAAGACCCACUUCAAGCUGGCGACAAAAUCUACUUCAUGCCUUGGACUCCAUAUAGGACAGACACUCUAAUUGAGUAUUCCUCCCUGGAUGACGUCAAAAAUGCCCGGCAGACUAUUACCUACAAGCUGCCUCAUCGCGUGGACGGGACUGGAUUUGUGGUCUACGACGGGGCUGUGUUUUUUAACAAGGAGCGGACGCGUAACAUUGUGAAAUUUGACCUGCGGACACGAAUCAAAAGUGGUGAGGCGAUCAUCAAUAAUGCGAACUACCACGACACGUCACCCUACAAGUGGGGAGGUAAAACAGACAUUGACCUCGGGGUGGACGAGAACGGGUUGUGGGUGAUCUACGCCACAGAGCAGAACAACGGCAUGAUGGUAAUCAGCCAGUUAAACCCGUACACGCUCCGAUUCGAGGCUACAUGGGAAACGACCUAUGAUAAGCGCUCGGCCUCCAAUGCCUUCAUGGUUUGUGGAGUACUGUAUGUUGUCCGCUCCACCUAUGAAGACAAUGAAAGUGAGGUCAGCAAGAGCCUGAUAGAUUAUAUUUACAAUACCAAACAGAACCAUGGGGAAUACGUUGAUAUCCACUUUCCCAACCAGUACCAGUACAUUGCAGCUGUGGAUUAUAAUCCCAGAGAUAACCAGCUCUAUGUAUGGGAUAACUUUUACGUCCUGAGAUACAACCUGGAGUUUGGCCCACCUGAUCCGGCACACGCACCAACGCUGUUGGAAGCCACCACGUCUGCACAGCCUCCCAGGACUACAGCCGUCACUACGACGACCACAGCGCACUGGGGUGCUGCCAAUACAACCACCACAACAGUGCUCAAGGAGGGCAGCAGGAGAGCACCCAAGCCACCUCCUGUAAUUCCACAGACAACGUCUCCUCCCCCGCUGGAGUCCUUCCCUCUGCAGGAGCGCUUCUGCAAAGCCACUGAGAAAAGAGACAUAAUGUGGCCUCAGACCCAGAGGGGCAUGCUUGUGGAGCGGCCUUGUCCCAAGGGAACACGAGGCACAGCCUCUUAUUUAUGCGUUCUUUCCACCGGGGAUUGGCACCCGAAGGGGCCCGAUCUUAGCAACUGUACUUCUCACUGGGUCAACCAAGUGGCCCAGAAGAUCCUCAGUGGUGAAAACGCCGCAAACUUGGCCAACGAGUUAGCCAAGCACACCAAAGGCCCAAUCUUUGCCGGGGACAUCAGCUCCACAGUGCGUCUGAUGGAGCAGUUGGUGGAUAUCCUCGACGCUCAGCUGCAGGAGCUUAGACCGAGUGAGAAGGAUUCUGCUGGGCGAAGCUUCAACAAGCUUCAAAAACGAGAAAGGACAUGCAGGGCGUACACAAAGGCCAUCGUGGACACCGUCGACAACCUUCUGCGACCGGAGGCCCUGAAGUCGUGGCAGGACAUGAACAGCACAGAGCAAACUCACGCAGCCACCAUGUUACUGGAUACCCUGGAGGAAGGGGCCUUCGUCCUCGCCGACAACCUCAUGGAACCCGCCAUCGUCAAAGUUCCUGCAGACCAUAUAAUCCUGGAUGUGUAUGUGCUCAGCACAGAUGGCCAAGUCCAGGACUUUAAAUUCCCACAAUCCAGCAAAAGUGGAAUCUCAAUCCAGCUGUCGGCCAACACUGUUAAGCUGAACAGUCGGAACGGAGUUGCGAAGCUGAUUUUUGUGCUGUACAAAAACCUUAGCCAGUUCCUCGGCACAGAGAACGCCACCAUCAAGAUGGCAAACGAAGCUUACGGUCGCAACGUCUCGGUGGCCGUCAAUUCGGACAUCAUCGCUGCUUCACUCAACAAGGAGUCCAGCCGUGUAUUCAUCAACGACCCGGUGAUUUUCACCCUGCAGCACAUCGAUAUGGAGCACUACUUCAACUCCAAUUGCUCCUUCUGGAAUUACUCUGAGAGGAGCAUGAUGGGCUACUGGUCCACCCAAGGCUGCAAACUCCUGGACUCCAAUAAAACACACACCACCUGCUCGUGUAGCCAUCUUACCAACUUUGCCAUCCUCAUGGCACACCAUGAAAUCUCAGGCAGCGGUAGAGAUCAUCACGAGUUGCUUCUCACUGUCAUCACUCGUGUCGGCAUCGUCGUGUCCCUCGUCUGCCUCACGAUUUGCAUCUUCACUUUCUGCUUCUUCCGGGGCCUGCAGAGCGAUCGGAACACCAUCCACAAGAACCUGUGCAUCAAUCUCUUCAUUGCAGAGUUAAUAUUCCUAAUUGGUAUCGAUAUGACGGAACCCAGGAUCGGUUGCGCCAUCAUUGCAGGAAUCCUCCACUUUUUCUUCUUGGCUUCUUUUUCCUGGAUGUGUCUCGAGGGUGUCCAGCUGUACCUCAUGCUCAUAGAGGUCUUCGAGAGUGAAUAUUCAAGAAAAAAGUACUACUACGUGUCUGGCUACCUCUUCCCAGCCAUCGUGGUCGGCGUCUCUGCAGCCAUUGAUUAUGGCAGCUACGGGACCAGGAAAGCGUGCUGGCUAAGUGUGGACAAUCAUUUCAUAUGGAGUUUUAUAGGACCUGUCACCUUUAUCAUCAUGCUCAAUCUCAUCUUCCUGGUGAUCACAAUGUACAAAAUGGUGAAGCACUCCACCACCCUGAAACCAGACUCCAGCCGACUGGAGAAUAUAAAUAAUUAUCGUGUUUGUGAUGGCUACUAUAAUACAGAUUUGCCAGGCUAUGAAGAUAAUAAACACUUUAUCAAAUCUUGGGUCAUGGGAGCUUUUGCCUUGCUGUGCCUGCUGGGUCUCACGUGGUCAUUUGGUCUCUUCUUCAUCAGCGAGGCCUCGAUUGUCAUGGCGUACCUUUUCACCAUAUUCAACACCUUCCAAGGAAUGUUUAUCUUUAUUUUCCACUGCCUUCUCCAGAAAAAGGUCCGCAAAGAGUACAGCAAGUGCUUCCGCCACACGUACUGCUGCGGCGGGCUGCCGACUGAGAGCUCGCACGGUUCUACAAAGACUUCGACUACACGAACCAGUGCACGCUACUCUUCUGGCACACAGAGUCGUAUCAGGAGAAUGUGGAACGACACCGUAAGAAAGCAGUCUGAGUCCUCCUUUAUCUCAGGUGACAUCAACAGUACCUCCACCCUUAACCAAGGAAUGACUGGGAAUUAUCUACUAACAAACCCUCUCCUGCGACCACAAGGCACUAACAACCCCUAUAACACCUUACUGGCUGAGACAGUCGUGUGUAACACCCCCACAGCUCCAGUCUUUAACUCGCCAGUGACCUACAGAGAGACAAGGCACUCACUGAACAACGCGGUGAGGGAUACAAGUGCAAUGGACACUCUACCGCUAAAUGGUAACUUUAACAAUAGCUAUUCGCUCCGUAACGGGGACUUCGGCGACAGUGUGCAGGUAGUGGACUGCGGGCUCAGCCUGGACGAUGCUGCCUUCGAGAAAAUGAUCAUCUCUGAGUUAGUGCACAACAACCUCCGUGCCUGUACCAAAAGCCACCAACAACAGCAGCACUCCACUUUACGUCACCCACCCCCCCACCAGCAGCCGCCACAAUACCACCAUCACCACCACACGGAGCGGGCUCCGCCCAAGGUGACGGUGGUCGGCGGCAGCAGCAGCGAAGAUGACGCCAUUGUAGCCGACACUUCGUCUUUGGUCCACGUGGGUGACACAGUUGGCCUUGAGCUGCACCCUCAGCGGGAGCUUGAAGCGCCGCUCAUCCCCCAACGGACUCACUCGCUUCUGUAUGCACCCCAGAAGAAGGUGAGGACCGACGGGGGUGUUGAAACAAUCGUCAGCCAGCUGACGCCCACCAACCCCGAUGACAGUCCACAGUCCCCAAACAGAGACUCCUUGUACACUAGUAUGCCUAACCUGAGAGACUCUCCCUGUCCGGAGAGCAGCCCCGACGUUGUGGAAGAUCUCUCCCCAACCAAAAGGAGUGAGAAUGAGGACGUUUACUACAAAAGCAUGCCUAACUUAGGGGCCGGCCACCAGCUCCAAGCCUAUUACCAGAUAGGCCGAGGGAGCAGUGAUGGUUUCAUUAUUCCCAUUAAUAAAGAGGACUGCAUCCCUGAGGGUGACGUCCGAGAAGGACAGAUGCAGUUAGUAACAAGCCUUUAAAUGUAUUUAAUUCCUCCCCUGGGCCUCCCCGCCCUCACACAACCCUGACUACUUGCAGGACACACAAGUGAAGGCAGGAAAAGUGUUUUAUUUUUUAAGAAAGCCUAGAAUUUCUGUCACACGAGCUUAUCACCUACAAACCUCCCUUUCUCCCAUUUGCAUCGCCAUUCCUUUCUUCCACCUCCCCCACCUGCCCCGCAGACCCACGGACUCGCAGCACAGCAACAGCGGUGCGAAGGUUUAAGGAGACUGUACAUAAGAUGUAGAGUCAAAUUUCAAUUUUAAGAGACAAGCCAACUAUGUAUUUAAAUGUGCUGCUGCUGUUGAAUCAUUGACAAAACUGAAGGUGUCAGAACUGAAAUAAAAAAGGAAAAAAAAAAUUUAAAAACAUUACUGGCAACAUCCAAACAGCAAUUUCCCUGUCAAAGGUUGUACAUACACCUCCCAACAUCCAAGAGGAACCAUUGUUUUUUUAUUUAAUUUAUUCUUUUUUAAUAUAAUUUGAACACCAGAGGACCAGGACAUGGACACACAUUUGUAAAAUGUUCCUGAUCUGACUGUUAGAAAAGGAAUUCAAAGGUCCUGAUCAUGCUCCAUCACCACCAAGUUUGGAUUGUAAAACCACUAGCAAUCAAGCCCCUGGCCUUAUAUUUUUCUUAAAUGUACCUUGAGUUGUUGUCAAGGAAAAUCUGCUAAAAUAUAUAUUUUGUUGUAUUGCUAGUGUAAAAUAAAAAUUCAAGGGGAAAAAACUGAAUUAUCAAAGAAUCUUUUAAUUGCAAAAUUUAAAGUUUGAAAGAUUAUCGUGUAGAGAAGUUGCACAUAUGUAAAAGUGUGUGUUUAUGGUUCCAACACUUCAUCCAUGGUUGUGCGCUUGAACGUGAAGGCGAGUCGAUCGGUUACAGAGAAGCAUCUUCACCUUUUCUGCUUGUGAACAGUGUUUUUCGCCUAAAGAGUUCUGUUUAUAAUGUCCAUUGAAAUAUCUUUAUGCCAAAGUGGCAUCACUGUAGUAGAAUGGGAUUGCAACAACCCAGUUAAGGUAAUUAUGCAUUGCACAUUUUUUUUUUCCUUUUUCUUUUUGUAAUUACGACAGAAAUAGAUCUUUUUACCAGUCGUGGCAGAGUGAUGGACAGCAAAAGUGAAGGCAGACUUUUGACUAUAAAAGUUUUUAUCAUAAAUGUAGUUCUUCCGCUCGGGUUUGAAUAUUUUAUUUAUUAAAGAUCUUUCCAAAAAAGUAAAAAUGGGAAAUGUGUGAAUAUUUUCCCGCACUGGUAUACAUGCUGUACUGUAGCUCAUGUUUCCUUUUUUUAUGAUUUUUUUUUAUUGUAAGCAUUAAGGGGGCUUAUCACUUAAGACUGAUGUAAAGUUCAACACUUGUUUAACAAAUACAAUAAAUGUGAGAUUUUUUGUCAAAAGACGGUUGCUUUUUAAUGGGUUGUGUUUCUGUUGCAUCUUUAGAAAGCAGGCUUGAUUGUGUCGUAUGGACAAAACUCACUUCUGACUCAGGUUAUAAGCAAGUCCCGAGCACCUUGAAAGGUUUUCUGAAGAAUUGAUUUGCUUUUUUAUUAUUAUUAUUAUAAAUAUUAUGACUUUUUUUUUGCUCUGCUAUUUCUUCAAUCGCUGCGGAGUAGAGAGAGCUCACCAUGUGUUUUAGAGAAGCCAAAAUUUGUCCAUGUGAUUCAAACAUGAGAAAACUCAGGUAGGAAAACUGCAUUGUAAAUGUUCCUCUGUGUGGUUGUAACACUAAUAAAAGGUUCAAAACUGA
Messenger RNA from Nothobranchius furzeri (turquoise killifish), 12493 nucleotides. Lineage: Eukaryota; Metazoa; Chordata; Actinopteri; Cyprinodontiformes; Nothobranchiidae. The record is from RefSeq and is a predicted model, not a curated record.